AUGACAUCACCAAUUGUCACGAACGCUUCAGUUAGUCAAGUGGAAAGUGGCGUACCGGAAGUGCGCAUUGAAAACCCGGAAGGUUCAGAUUCUUCAGAUGCUUUACGAAGAGGAGGAAGAGAUCCUCAAAGGGAAAUUGGUGCUCAGAUUCUGGCCGAAGUGCAAGAAAACCUAAAAUAUGAGGCAGCCCAAACUAUUAAAUUAUUUGUUCCUGUAUCACUUUGUAUGUUGCUUGUUGUAGCAACGAUCAGUUCUGCAACAUUAUAUACCACCGAAAAAGUAGAUUUGUAAGUCUUCUCUCGAUUCUUAGAAAAAAGUAGAGACACAAGCACCAAAAUUUGGCAGGCAGUAACCAGUUCUCUAAUCCUGAUGACGGUUCUCGUGUGUUCGACUGUAUUAUUUACCCGCCUGUUUAAAUGCGGAUGUUAUAAAGUUAUACACGCUUGGAUGAUCCUCGGUUAUUUAAUGACCAUUUUUUACUUCUCGGUCAGCUACUGCGAGGAAGUGCUAAAGGCCUAUAAUAUUCCAAUGGAUAUAGUUACGAUCUCUAUAGUAGUAUGGAAUUUUGGUGUAGUCGGAAUGAUCUGCGUUUAUGCACAAGGGCCUUUGAAAUUACAACAGGCGUACCUCAUUUCCAUACCUGCGCUCGUGGCUCUUUUUUUCAUCAAAAAUUUGCCGGAAUGGACUUUUUGGGUCUUUCUUGCAUUUCUUAUCAUUUGGGAUUUAAUUGCCGUCUUGAUGCCUAAAGGACCGCUGAGAAUGUUAGUGGAAACCGCACAGGAACGAAACGAGUCACUUUUUCCCGCCAUGAUCUAUUCCUCAACAGGAGGAGGCGAUAUUGCUUUAUCUCCUGCCCAAGAACAAGUGCAUCAAAAUAAUCCCCAUAUUCUUGAUACUGAAGAUGAUGGUUUCACGAGAGGUUGGGUCGAAACACAUGCGGCUUCCAAUGCAGAAAUAGAAGUACAAUUAGGCCUGGGAGAUUUUAUAUUCUACAGUUGUUUAGUUGGUAAAGCAUCCAGUUAUGGAGACUGGAAUACAACUGUAGCUUGUUUCGUCGCCAUCCUCAUCGGAUUGUGUUCGACGCUUCUACUAUAUCCAAUAUUCAAGCAAGCUCUACCAGCUUUACCGAUUUCACUUGCAUUUGGUUUGGUGUUCUACUUCAUCACACAAGUUAUAGUUGCUCCCUAUUCAAAUACUUUAGCCAGUGAACAAGUGUUCAUUUAGUUCUAUCGUCGCAACUGUAAAAAUCGUGCGCAUCAAGAUAGGAUUGAAUUUGUUCCGGAUUUUACUGUAUUUCUGUGGCAAAAAAAC
Belonocnema kinseyi is the source of this 1311-nucleotide messenger RNA. Its product is annotated as presenilin homolog. The transcript is spliced from 7 exons. The record is from RefSeq and is a predicted model, not a curated record. Lineage: Eukaryota; Metazoa; Arthropoda; Insecta; Hymenoptera; Cynipidae. Gene Ontology annotation, cellular component: membrane raft; mitochondrial inner membrane; dendritic shaft. Gene Ontology annotation, biological process: amyloid precursor protein catabolic process; Notch receptor processing; membrane protein ectodomain proteolysis. Gene Ontology annotation, molecular function: aspartic endopeptidase activity, intramembrane cleaving.